AUGCUGAUGUAUUUAUUUUUCUUUAUAUAAAAUCUUUACACAUUGACAGAUCUGCAUUUACUGAUAAUAGUAAACUCAAUGUUGAAUCACUGAUCAAGAACUUGAAGAAUAUGAUAAUGAAGAAAUUGUCUAUGUUAUGUAUAACUGAGUCUUUCACAUCUCUCUCUAUUCUCUCUGUUUCUUUUUCUGCUGCUCUCUCUCAAUCUUCUACACUUAUCUCUGUGUCUGAUUCUCUCACUUCUGCUAUCUCUGCUUCUAUUACUUCUAAUUCUGCUAUGUUUGCUUCUGCUUAUACUUUCAUUACUAGCUCUUCCUCUUUCAAGAAGAUAUUGUAUAAACUUAAUAAAUCACAUUUCUCAGUGUGUAUACUCUCAUUCUUCUUACUGAUCUAUAGAAUAAUUUAUUAUAUCUGUGUUUUCACAAAUGAGAACACAGAUGUUAUACUCCUUUACACUCACAGAUGUGAGACUUUUGCUUCAGUGUCAGAGAUCAUUUUAAUCAAAGAUGAUAAUACUGCGGAGACUACUCUUUUCUGUUCUCAAGCUUCUCUCAGCACUUUCUCUCUCUUCUCUGUAGAGAAGAUUGUGUGCAUACUGA
This is a messenger RNA of Blastomyces gilchristii SLH14081, 597 nucleotides long. RefSeq lists its product as uncharacterized. The record is from RefSeq and is a predicted model, not a curated record. The transcript is spliced from 3 exons. NCBI's taxonomy places the organism in Eukaryota, Fungi, Ascomycota, Eurotiomycetes, Onygenales, Ajellomycetaceae. The annotation marks the transcript as partial.